Rotaria socialis is the source of this 825-nucleotide messenger RNA. Lineage: Eukaryota; Metazoa; Rotifera; Eurotatoria; Philodinida; Philodinidae. The record is from the annotation of a GenBank genome assembly.
AUGACUCAACGAAUUAUAUUUUAUUUUUUUAUUUUCUUCUUUAUUCUUAUACUACCAUCGUGGAAUUAUCAAUUUGAAAGUUGCUGUUCAAAUGAGAAGGCGCUAGAUAAUUCAACGCGUCUUCUAUUAUGUCCUUUAAAUUUUGUUAUUCAAUUACGUUCUGCUAUUUUUUAUACUGGCAAUGGUUGUGCACGUAGCGCAUGUCAAAAACGUCUCAAUAAAUAUUAUCUAUCAUGCAAUAAUCAUCGUACAUGUUCAAUAUCCACUCAAUGUAUUCUUAUGGGUUCGCCAACAUGUUCAUGGUUAACAAAUACAAACAUUUAUUCUCAAUAUUUAACCAUUGAUUAUGAUUGUAUUUUACAUAAAUCAGAAACACCAUUAAUACCAAAAGAUGAUCAACCGAAAAAAGAACAAAAUGAAAAUAUUGUUCUUUUCUCUGCUAAAGUUAAGAUAGAAACACCACCGGAUUCACCGGAAACCGAUUCAAUUUCGUCCAGUGAUGAAAAAGAAUGGAAAGAAUAUUUUCUUAAAAAAUAUUUUCAUUCAGAAAAACUCAACGACGACAAAGCAAUUAUUAUUCAUCAGCCACGUUCAUUAAUUAAUGAUAUAUUUCGUACAAUAAUCAUACUUAUUACAUUUACGUUUAUUCUUAUUCUAAUCAUGAUUAUUGCACUUUUUCUUUAUAAACAUAUUGUAUUGAUGAAAAAAAGAAAAUUAUAUGGUCAAGACAAACAUCGGCCAUUUCCGACUGACGAUGCUUAUGAUAAUUUAAAAGCAACUAGAAUCGAAUCGGCAAGUGAAACUGGUACAACAACAGAUGUGUGA